Cryptomeria japonica (Japanese cedar) is the source of this 1165-nucleotide messenger RNA. RefSeq names its product protein LURP-one-related 5-like. NCBI's taxonomy places the organism in Eukaryota, Viridiplantae, Streptophyta, Pinopsida, Cupressales, Cupressaceae. The record is from RefSeq and is a predicted model, not a curated record. The coding region runs from base 1 to 699 and encodes 232 amino acids. The transcript is spliced from 3 exons.
AUGCCUAGCAAGAUUCAUCCGAAAGGGCCACAGCAGUUGGAAAAUGUUGUGAUUGAAGAUCGGUUCUGUAAUAAGUCUGUCACAACAUUGACUGUAUGGAAGACGUCAUUGGUGUUCAACUGCAAUGGUUUCAAUGUGUUUGAUUCAACCGGGAACCUUGCCUUCAGAGUUGACAAUUAUGAUUCUGGAUAUAAGAACGAGGUUGUUCUCAUGGAUGCUACAGGAAAUUCUCUGCUCACAAUGAGAAGAAAGAGACUUAGCAUGUACAGUGAAUGGCAUGCUUUCUUAAAAGACAAAUCAGAUGGUCAAAAGCCAUUGUUUAUAGUCAGGAGGAGUUUUCUGCUUCCUACCAAGACUUUGGCACAGAUAUACGUGGGUUCAGUAUCAGAGAAGAAGCAUCCAGAUUACCAGAUUGAAGGGUCUUUUGCCAAUAGAUCCUGCACUGUUUACAACAGCUCCCGUAACAUUGUUGCUGAGAUGAAAAGAAAGCAAGUAAGCUCAGAAAUAACACUGGGAGGAGAUGUGUUCAGUAUGAUUGUACAGCCUGGCUAUGAUCAAACUUUUGUAAUGGGUUUGGUCGUCAUUCUUGAUCAGAUCGGCUCGAAUGAACGCCAUAUGAAUACUAACCUUCACUCCCGUACACUUAGUCUUGAUUUGCCAAGGCAUUUGCCAUGGAGAAGUCUUUCCUUGGGAACAUGAUUGGUUGUAGAGGAUUUAUAAAAGGGCCUAUCCUCCUGCUCUGUCUUUUUUUAUUCCAGGCAAUUUGGGAAAGAUUACGAGCCCUGAUUAUUGUAGAGGAUAUGUAUUAUCAUUGUAGAUUUUAGUACCCAUUGUGCAAAAAACAAUGCACGGAUAAACAUAUAGAUUUAAUCUGCCAAACGUAUAAGUACUUUGUAGGAACUCCCAUCUGUAUGAUACCAUUCACAUGGAGAAAACAACGAAACCAUGUCAGUACACAAGCCAAUCUAUCAGACAAAUUGCGAUCACUGGAAAUACUCCAUCAAUAAGGAUUUUUUUUUUUUUAUAAUCCAAAGGGGUGGUGUCUCAUGAGCUUGGAUAGGGAGAUUAUUUGUGAAAUCUUUAACCUUGAUCCAAAUAUUCAUUUGACUUUGGAGAGUUAAGAAGAGAGUAUGAAUGGAUGAGACGAAGUUUCGCUAUUGCUGAA